AUGUUGGGGCUUAACAAAAUAAUUUUGUUUCUUCUCAUCGCUCCGUCUCGCCUUUUAUUAAUUCCCCUUACACUCUUCUUGGCCUUCUCCGACAUGGACAGUGUCCACCCUCUCCCUCUCUCUUUGAACUUACCUGAGGAAGAACUCAGAAUAAUUGAUUUCUGGAGAAAAUCUAAAAUAUUUGAAACUUCUUUGCAACAGUCCUUAGAUAAGCCGAGGUUCACCUUCUAUGAUGGUCCGCCAUUUGCAACCGGCCUACCACAUUAUGGUCAUCUCCUCACCGGAACUAUUAAGGAUAUAAUAACUCGUUAUGCUCAUCAACGUGGAUUCAAUGUAGAGCGUAGAUUUGGUUGGGACUGCCAUGGCUUGCCAGUGGAAUACGAAGUUGAUAAGCAACUUGGAAUUACAGGACCUAAUGAUGUUAAAAGAAUAGGAAUUAAGGCUUACAACGAGUCGUGCAGAUCCCUUGUAAUGAAAUAUAGUGAUCAGUGGGAAGUCAUUGUAGAGCGCUUGGGUCGCUGGAUAGACUUUGAGAAUGAUUAUAAAACAAUGUAUCCAUCCUUUAUGGAGUCUGUUUGGUGGGUAUUUAGGCAGCUCUAUGAUAAAGGACUAGUUUAUCGUGGCAUCAAAGUUAUGCCAUAUUCAACGGCUUGCACAACACCGUUGUCGAAUUUUGAAGCCGGACAAAACUACAAAGAUACUCAGGAUCCUUCAAUAAUCAUUAGUUUCCCCCUAGAAGGCCAACCAGAUGUCGAGUUGAUUGCCUGGACGACAACCCCUUGGACUCUUCCGAGCAAUUUGGCAUUAUGCGUUAAUCCUGAUAAAGAAUAUAUUAAAUUUGAAGAUAUUAAUAAAAAAAGAAAGUUUAUAAUGAUGGAGUCUAGGCUUUCUAUGAUUUUUAAGGACCCUAAUGAAUACAACGUCAUUGAGAAGUUCAAAGGGGGAAAAAUGGAAGGCCUGGUCUACGUACCUUUAUUUACUUAUUUUGAGCAGUUCUAA
This is a messenger RNA of Protopolystoma xenopodis, 999 nucleotides long. Lineage: Eukaryota; Metazoa; Platyhelminthes; Monogenea; Polystomatidea; Polystomatidae. The record is from the annotation of a GenBank genome assembly.